AUGACGGAAUUCACAUACAAGCAUGCCCUUCUUGAACAGGGCCACAUCCGCCUCCUCCGUCUAGAGUGGCCAUGCUCGGAAAAACUUCAGCCAGACCACCCCGCUCCAGACGGGUCAAUCGCAGCAACACUCACCCACCAUGAUCUUUCCGGUCCCCCGCCUCCCUGCACCGCCCUCUCCUACACUUGGGGUGACGAAAAAGAAAGGCUUCACCCCCCUCAAACACUCAACAUCGCCUCCCCUGACUCCACUCCCGAAACCUUCCCCAUCCACCAGUCAAACCUCUACGCCUUCCUUCGCCAGGCCCGUCCUGACCUAGUCCCGUCUCACAACGGAGCAACCUCCUGCCUGGCAGCCAACGUAGGCUACAUCUGGAUCGACGCAAUCUGCAUCAACCAAGCCGACGAAGAAACUGCCAAAAAAGAAAAGACCGCCCAGCUAAAGAUCAUGUCCCAGAUCUACGCCUCCGCCUCCCGAAUCAUCAUCUGGUUAGGUCCCGUCAGGGAACACAAGCUUACCCUUGACGCCCCCUUCCCGGAGAACCUCUGGCCUGCCUACCCGACAGGGCACGCAAUGGAUACCUACCAGCGCGUCGCCGUUGCAUGGGCGAACAGCCAGCUGCCUGAUAUCUCGCCUACUUCUCUGUUAAAGAUCGUGAACCAGGUGGACUGUGCCUGUCUCGAAGCUGUGACUCGGUUGAGCUACUGGAAGAGAUCCUGGAUUUACAAGGAAGCCCUCACACCGAAUGUACCCCGUGAGUUCUGGCUGGGUGGCCACGCGCUUUGGUUUGAAGCUUUGGAGGUGGCGAACGGGGUGUUUCAUUCGCAUAUGUUGGAGUUGGGGUUGAAUAAAAUCCCUAGUCCGAGUCCGCUAAAUGUUGAUAUUGCGUACCUGCAGGAACUUACCCUGCUCCGGCAACAUGGGAAGCGGGGGCUGUCGUUGUUGGAUUUGAUGGUCAAGACUAAUAGUCUUGGUGCUCGAUGGCCCGUGGACAAGGUUUAUGCUACGAUGAACAUAGCGAGGGAUAUUUAUGGGGAGAAAGAUGGCGAUAUCUUCAAUUCUGUGAGGGUAGAUUAUGAGCUGCCAACAGAGGAUGUCUACAUGGAUGUGGUGAGCUUGAUCAUCGAGACGACAAAGGAGCUGAAUGUGCUGUUGUUUUGUUCAGCGGGACAGUAUAAAGGGCUCAAGAGCUGGGUGCCGAACUUUUAUCGCUUUGUGUACUCUGUUCCUUAUCGCACAAGGGAGGUGUAUGACGCAGGGGGAGGGGAAUCAUCGGGCAAAAAGCCACGGUUUUCUCUCAACAAGGUGGCGCAAACUCUGUCGGUGUGGGGAGUGAAGAUUGAUAUGGUUGUUGGGAUUUAUCCUUCGAUGAGGCGGCCAUUGCAGUGGGGUGAUUACACUUCCAAGACUGAGUUUUGGCAGCCAAUCUUUGGGCCCUGGAUAAGGUCGUUGGCGCGGUUCGUGUUCCCUCAGCCUGAUGGAGACGUGGUUGAAGAGGCAUAUGUCGGUGGUGGAACUCUGUCGGAAGCUGUUGACUCGGCUUUGUCUUGGGGUAUGGCGCCUGGUUAUGGCACGUUGAAGCGUGAUGUGGAUGUGCCGCACUGGCCGCUGCUGGAACAGGCGCAAGCUUCGGCAAGUGAGAGGGAACCUGAAUAAAUCUCUGCGGAGCGGCAGGGCUUCCAAGACUUUCUUAUGCAAACCAGCGCAAUGGCUUUUUUCAGGACUUCAAGAGGCUAUUUGGGUGUUGGGGAUGAGAGGAUGGCUGCUGGUGAUGUGGUCGUUGUAGUACCUGGCUUGGCAAUACCUCUUAUUUUGCGAGCAAUCCCCUCGUAUGAGGCCGGUGGUUCAGCUGAUGGAGCUCGGUGGCGGCUAGUUGGACCAUGCUACGCCAAGGGGAUCAUGGAUGGCGAGUGGCUUGGAAAGCGGGAGAAGCAGGAAUUUAUUCUUAUCUAGCCUUAGCAUGGAAUAAACCUUUCACCACGCCACCGACGCCAGCUAAACCCAUCCUAGGUAUCUACACACGGUACCAGCAAAGUUCCAAGCUUCGAAGGUCCCAGGGAUUUAAGACCCGAGACCACGCUCCCCAUGAGCUCUUUGUUCUUCUGCUGCUUUUGACCAUCAAGGCUAUCCUGUUUCAACCUCAUCACAGCCAAUGCAUUCAACACGUGGAUCUUACCACCUUGGUAUCGCAAGCUACGAACAAAGGACAUGCCUCCAACGCCAGUGUCCUAUCCAGAGCUAACGCUCUGCAACCUGCCCAAAAAGACGUUCUACUCCUAUCUAUAUCUUGGUCCCAGCCUGAUCUCGAUUGGAGAAGUAUGGCGCAAAAAGCAAGCGGAAACAGACUAUUUUGGAUUGCUCAGCAAGAUGGUGUCAGACGUGUCACGGCCGUUCCGACAGGCGUCAUGGGGACCUGUAAUAUCCGAUACCAAGUUCGCCUUUUACGAGGACGGAUCUACCAGUCGAAUCAAUCGCAAAUCACCCAUGAUGAAGCAAGAAGAUUUUCUGAUCAUUCCGCCGAAGACAACCAAUAUUGGACUAGGAAGCUGUGACUGCGGCACGAACGUACAUCCCAUCAACCUGGAGACACUUCGUGGGCUUUAUCAAACAUAUCAUGGGCUCACCGCCAUCUACUAUCACCAUUCGUGGAAUGCGCAGUUUCCAUUUGUUGGAGCGGAGGUUGAAAAUCUCAAUGCUGUGAAUACCUCCAGGGAUACAAAUCGCCAUUCGCGGAUUUUGACAAGAGACUGAUAACGUAUUUGAUAAGCGAGCGGAUCGG
Podospora pseudocomata is the source of this 2779-nucleotide messenger RNA. RefSeq lists its product as uncharacterized. The coding region runs from base 1 to 1656 and encodes 551 amino acids. The transcript is spliced from 2 exons. The record is from RefSeq and is a predicted model, not a curated record. Lineage: Eukaryota; Fungi; Ascomycota; Sordariomycetes; Sordariales; Podosporaceae.